ACGGAUCCUAUCAAAUAUUUCACAUUUUCUAUGAUCAUCUCUAUUUUAGGUAUUCGGGGAAUCCUCCUUAAUAGACGAAAUAUUCCUAUUAUGUCAAUGCCAAUGGAAUCAAUGUUAUUAGCUGUGAAUUCGAACUUUUUGGUAUUUUCGGUUUCUUCGGAUGAUAUGAUGGGUCAAUCAUUUGCUUCAUUGGUUCCAACGGUGGCAGCUGCGGAAUCUGCUAUUGGGUUAGCCAUUUUCGUGAUGACUUUCCGAGUCCGAGGGACUAUUGCUGUAGAAUUUAUUAAUAGCAUUCAAGGUUAA
Messenger RNA from Cucurbita pepo subsp. pepo (vegetable marrow), 303 nucleotides. The record is from the annotation of a RefSeq genome assembly. Lineage: Eukaryota; Viridiplantae; Streptophyta; Magnoliopsida; Cucurbitales; Cucurbitaceae.